GGCUCAUUGUGAGGAUGGAGAUGACAUGAAUGUGUAUGGCACAUGGACUUCAAUAAAUGUACAUUGCCUUCUGCUGUUAAGAGGUGAACUUUUAAAGAUAGCUAUUAUUUCGUGCUCCCUCUCGCCGGAACGCAGCUGAGGACACGAGGAGUAGCCGACCCCGGGAAAAACGGCGGUCGGGCGAGAGGACAGGCGUCCGGGAGAGACGGUGAGGGCGGGCCGUACCGCGGCCUCGAGGCCCCGCCUCCGCGGGCCCCGCCCCGGCCCGCCGCCAUGUUGUUCCCUGGGCGCUGGACGUGAGUAGCUGGAGCUGGACCCCCGCAGCGCGACGCGCUCCUGCCCGCGGCGCCCCGACCUAGUCUCCUCGGAGAGGAGCUGGACCGGCCAGCCCGCGAGCUCCCGGGCGUCCUCUGUGUGGCCACGAGAAACUUCUUGCACUCCUAUAAUGAGCCUGGCACUGUGGUGAAACGCUUUUACCUGUUGUCCGUGACCCAGUGAAUCUUCCCAGGGGCCCUAGGAGGAUUUCUUUUGGGCUGAGAAAGGUCAUGGACAGCUUUCAGAUAAUGAUGCUGCUUGAGCUGAACAAUUAAGCCAAAUCAGUCAGCUUCUGUCUCUGGUUUCCUGGUUACCAGCUCCUAUGGUCAUAGCGUUGGAAGAGAGAAAGGGGAGGUCAUUGAGAAAACCCUUGGCACAAGACGAAAGCCAUCAGUAAAACUGUCACUGUGCCACCAAAGGGCUGUUUGAAGUUGUUACAAACAACCUGCCUACUUUGGUCUCCUACUGCAUGUCUAACAAAUGGGGGCAAGGGCUUAUUGUGCGUAGAGAGGAAUGGUUGAGAGCAAGGUGUUUGGGGUGAGACUUGGCUUUGAGUGCCUGCUUCAGUCAGCUUGGGGGAAGAGCAAGCCCUGACUGGCUGUGUCACGGAGUACCAGUAGGGUUGUGUCUGCUGUGUGGUCGAGCGCUCAGCAUGUGACAGCUCUUGCAUUAGGCAUUUUCUGUACAGAAAGGACUGGGGACUCUGUGCUUUAUUUCCCUUACGUACUGAUAUUCAUAGAAUCAUGUAGAGAAAUGUACAGGUCUAAAGCAAUGUAAUGGUACCUUUUAUUUUACAGGGUUCUAAAGUCAAAAUCGUGAGAUUAAUAAUGGCAGGAAAAUCUUCACUUUUUAAAGUAAUUCUCCUUGGAGAUGGUGGAGUUGGGAAGAGCUCUCUAAUGAACAGAUAUGUGACCAAUAAGUUUGAUACCCAGCUCUUCCAUACAAUAGGUGUGGAAUUUUUAAAUAAAGAUUUGGAGGUGGAUGGACAUUUUGUUACCAUGCAGAUUUGGGACACGGCCGGUCAGGAGCGAUUCAGAAGCCUGAGGACGCCAUUUUACAGAGGUUCUGACUGUUGCCUGCUCACUUUUAGUGUCGAUGAUUCUCAGAGCUUCCAGAACUUGAGUAACUGGAAGAAAGAAUUCAUAUAUUACGCAGAUGUGAAAGAGCCCGAAAGUUUUCCUUUCGUGAUUUUGGGCAACAAGAUUGACAUAAGUGAACGUCAAGUGUCUACAGAAGAAGCCCAAGCCUGGUGCAGGGACAACGGCGACUAUCCUUACUUUGAAACAAGUGCAAAAGAUGCCACAAAUGUCGCAGCGGCCUUCGAGGAAGCAGUUCGAAGAGUGCUUGCUACUGAGGAUAGGUCGGAUCACCUGAUUCAGACAGACACGGUCAGUCUGCACCGAAAGCCCAAGCCUAGCUCAUCUUGCUGUUGAUCGUCAGAGAGGUUGCCUGUGCGAUCUCACCAACUUACACACAUUCACAGAAACAAAACACGGUGGAGAAGAGAAUUAGCAUUUGCAGCAAUGGACCAUCUACUCAUAAAAUUAAACUAACCAUAUUGCUGCUUUGUUGGUGGGUGGGAGAAGGGACACAUCCACUCAUGGAAGAAUCAAUUUACUCAGUAGUGGCACCUUACAUUUAUAAAUUGUAAUGGUUGUCUAAUAACAUUUAAUUUAAAUAUGUACGUUACAGAGCUAAUAAAAGAGAUGAUCAAUACUUUAAUUAUAAUUAAAACAAAACACUUGAAUAUUCUGGAAGUUAUUGUUUGUUUUUCCUGGGAAAAUGGAGAACUACUUUUUAUAUGUGUAUAUUUUUAUGUAAUUAGCAUUCAGUUCCUGGUUGAGGGGGAAAAAAUUCCCUAAAGCAAUAAUGUUAAAUAAUAAAGAUUAAAACCUA
Molecule: messenger RNA, 2211 nt
Organism: Callorhinus ursinus (northern fur seal)
Lineage: Eukaryota; Metazoa; Chordata; Mammalia; Carnivora; Otariidae
Source: RefSeq, a predicted model, not a curated record